CUUUAUGUGGGCAAGCAUUUGGAGCAGGACAACAGCACAUGAUGGGUAUUUACUUGCAAAGAUCAUGGAUAGUUGAUGUUGUUUCAACAACAAUUCUGGUCCCUCUCUUCGUCUUCACAACUCCCAUCUUCAGACUAUUUGGCGAGGAAGAAGAGAUAGCAGCAGCAACCGGACCUAUCGCCUUAUGGAUGAUUCCUAUUGUCUACUCCUUUGUUUUUGCCUUGACUAUCCAGAUGUUCUUACAAGCCCAGCUGAAGAACAUGAUUGUCGGAGUUCUAUCUGCUUCCUCGUUUGCAAUUCAUAUACUCCUGUCGUGGAUAUUCGUGAACAUACUUGACUUGGGUGUUCCCGGUGCCAUGGGGGCUUACUGCAUUUCUAGUUGGUUGUUGGUCUUUGGAGAGUUUAUAUACGUCUUCGGAGGUUGGUGCCCAAAUACGUGGAAAGGAUUCACGAAAGCUGCCUUCCAUGAUAUAUUCCCUGUAAUAAAGCUCUCAAUAUCCUCUGGCGUCAUGCUUUGUUUAGAGCUGUGGUACAAUUCUGUCCUAGUUCUGUUCGCUGGAUAUUUGCAAAAUGCAACGGUGGCGAUCUCAGCUUUCUCCAUCUGCCUCAAUAUCUGUUCAUGGGAGUCUAUGAUAUGCCUCGGAUUCUUUGGUGCUGCAUGUGUUCGCGUAUCGAAUGAGCUCGGGAGAGGAAAUUCUGAGGCUGCAAAAUUUGCCAUCAAAGUUAUCCUCGGUACAUCAAUUGGUAUCGGAGUGAUUUUUUUUGUCCUCUGUUUAGCUUUUGGGAAACAAAUUUCAUACAUUUUUACAAGUAAUGAAGAGAUUGCAGAAUCAGUUUCAAAUCUCUCUACUCUACUUGCUUUCUCAAUCUUACUAAAUAGUGUUCAGCCAGUACUUUCAGGUGUGGCUGUAGGUGCUGGUUUUCAAGGCACUGUUGCCUUUAUUAACAUUGGCUCCUACUAUGCUUUUGGCGUACCCGUGGCAUUGUUGCUCGGUUAUGUGGCCGAUCUUUCAGUAAAGGGCUUUUGGAUUGGGUUGUUAUCCGGAGUGCUAAUGCAAACAUUUGUGCUUUCCAUCGUGGUAUGGAGACUGGAUUGGGAUGACCAGGUUAAAAAGGCAUCCGGGCGUCUCAAUAGGUGGUUUCUGACUGAUUCAGAGGAGACCAAUUAGAGCUCCAACAUUCUACAUGUACUUGGAUAUAUAUUAUUCUUCGUCUCGGUGAUUACAGCAUAACU
Messenger RNA from Alnus glutinosa, 1234 nucleotides. Its product is annotated as protein DETOXIFICATION 24-like. Gene Ontology annotation, cellular component: membrane. The record is from RefSeq and is a predicted model, not a curated record. Bases 39 to 1169 code for a protein of 376 amino acids. The transcript has 7 exons. Lineage: Eukaryota; Viridiplantae; Streptophyta; Magnoliopsida; Fagales; Betulaceae. Gene Ontology annotation, biological process: xenobiotic detoxification by transmembrane export across the plasma membrane. Gene Ontology annotation, molecular function: antiporter activity; xenobiotic transmembrane transporter activity.